AUGCCCACAGAUAUGAAAGAUUGGAAAGACUUCGAAGUCACUUACAGGAACACGGUCAGAAAGGUGUAUCAUGACUGCCAGGCGCUCGCUUAUUCUGAGUUGGUGGAGGACAACAACAAGAACGGCCCCCUACUGGAGGAAACAGCGCUGAGAGAAGCGUAUGUCAACACGGGCAAGCAGUUCGCCGAGUACUUGGACGCUAAGGUCGGUGAGAAGUGGGAGGACAUGCCUUCUUAUCUCAACGGGAUGUCGACAGUAGGUGUCUCGGACAGACUUCUCGAUGCACAGAUCAACUUGCUCGGCAAUGCAUUCAUCGGCGCGAAGCAACUCGGCACACCAAGCAUGUGGCAGCACUUCACACUGUGGCAAACGGCGGAGUUUGACUUGAUGAAACACGACGAGCUGGAAUCUAUUCACGGGCCAGAGUUUGGGGGCAGACCGGCUUUGCUUGAUCAAGUGCUUGGCUCCUUCAAACUUUCGCCGGUGACACUCCAGAAGGUUUCCAAUCUGCUGUCCUUGCUCAGAUGCGCAGCACUGAUGCGCUUUCCGGUCAAAUCGCAAGACUUUCAUGAGAGGACUGAACUAAUGAGCAAAUGCUGGGAAGGAGAUCGCGCACCCUUCCGACCGGACUUGCAAAAGAUGAACCUUGAUCAUGUGGCAAGUAAGUGGACCAAGGAUGCGGCCAUCCGGCUCCAAAAUGGUGGCCUACCGACCCCAGAAGACACGAGAGGCUUCGCCAGGGUUCUCCUGCAAGUGGUGCUGCCGCCGGACUCGGCCAAUGACUUGGCCUAUGUCAGUACUGAGUGGAAAUUAGAGUCAGAGAGGACAGCCCCUCCAGCCGGCCACGAGCAUAAGGAUUGGAGAGAUGUCAGUUUCAUGGAUGCCUACAAACUGUUGAAAAACACGGCGCAAGGUGACAAGGUCACGGCACGCGUGCUCUUGAAGCGGGGCUGGGGUCUUGCACCCUUCGAUAUGAGCGAGUCCGUGAAGAUCAUUGCCACUUCCAUGGCCUUUGCCGACCCGGAUUUUAUGGAGUUCGCCGCGAGUGUUCUAGAGGACAUCCGGAAUUGUGUGCUGCAACACCCAAAGAAAAAGAAAGACGAGAGCUCACCCUGGCCCUCUCGGAUCCUGACAAUCGUUGUGCUGGUGCUGUGUCUUGGGGUGCUCCUGCCCUGUUUUCAGUACAGGCGCCACCACCUGAGGGCAACAACUGCAGCUAUGACAGACGUGGAGCUUCGCGAGCAUCCACUGCGGGCCUGA
Molecule: messenger RNA, 1260 nt
Organism: Symbiodinium necroappetens
Lineage: Eukaryota; Dinophyceae; Suessiales; Symbiodiniaceae
Source: the annotation of a GenBank genome assembly